This is a messenger RNA of Eucalyptus grandis, 457 nucleotides long. RefSeq lists its product as uncharacterized. NCBI's taxonomy places the organism in Eukaryota, Viridiplantae, Streptophyta, Magnoliopsida, Myrtales, Myrtaceae. Bases 18 to 362 code for a protein of 114 amino acids. The record is from RefSeq and is a predicted model, not a curated record. The transcript has 2 exons.
GCUUGCAGAUCGUGUGCAUGUCCAGAAUAUUACCACUGUAUGCAAUUAUGACAUCACAGAUGCGUUUGGAGCAGCAGCAGCAAUUGGACAAACACAACAAAAUACGUGAGAUUAAGAUUUAUUUGGAGGAGUACCUGUCUAACGAACAUGUAAAAAAGCGUCUCGAUGAACUCGAUGAAAUUAAGACGCAGUUGAAGGAGAAGCAGAUGGACGAAGAGGAAGAGAUGCAGAUCCCGACCUGGAUUUCAGAGUUGAUCGAUCAUAGAAAGAACCGAAGAGAGCAGCCAAACUCACCGGAGGAGUCCACAAAUACUGAACUGGCUGGACGGAGUGGAGCAGGGGAUAUCGAAGCACAGAAUUGACAACCAAGCCUACACCGACGUUUUAAAUAAAUGAGAUCAUGGGUUGAUUUAUCCAUGGAAUCGCGAGUUAAUUCUUCUGUCUCUAGGCAACUACU